AUGACAUCUUCCGACGUUCGCGACGUGCUCAACCUCCCCGAUGGCGCUGCCGGUGGCCCUCGUCCCUCCAAGAAGCAAAAGGUCACCGCACCGCGCCCCAACCUCAAGGGCCUCGCGCGCGAGGUGCACAAUCUAGGCGGCGACAACCCCAUUGCCAUUGUUCCAGAGGUCACGCAGUUCAAGAAGCGCCGGUUCGUCAGUCGCAAGCCGGCCGCCCGAUGGGAGCUGCGGCAGUUUACGAAUUCUGGAAGGAAAGAUGCGAGUCUAGUGUUGAGGCACUGGAGAAGGGCCGAAGAAGGGAAGGAGUCAUCUUCAGCGGCAGGGGAAGGCAAUGUGCCCGGAUCUAAGGAGGAAGAGGAUAUCGAAGAUUCGUUGUAUGCAAAGUACAAUGUUCAGGUCUCUGUGCCUCAGUACAAUGACGAUCAGUAUCAUCAAGUCCUGGAGAAUCCCGACUGGACCAAGGAAGAGACCGAUUACUUGAUGGAGCUGGUGCGAGACUUUGAUAUCAGAUGGCCCCUUAUAUGGGAUCGCUAUGAAUGGAGCCCGCCAGCUACUAAUGGAGAGGCUGACGCCGAUGGCGACGAGAGUAAGGCCAUCGUGCCAGCUACGCGGUCUCGGUCGAUGGAGGACCUCAAGGCGAGAUACUACGAAGUGGCGUCCAGAAUGAUGGCCGUCCAGAAGCCAGUUCAAUAUAUGACACAGCCCGAGUUUGCGCUGCAUGAGUUGAUGGCACAUUUCAAUCCCCAGCAGGAAAAGCUGCGCAAGGACUUUGCGCUCAACUCCUUUGGAAGGUCCCGCGAAGAGGCUCGCGAGGAAGAAUCGCUAUUACUGGAAAUUAAGCGAAUCUUGGCUCGAAGUGACAGGUUUAACGAAGAACGGAGAGAGUUAUACAACCGCCUCGACUAUCCCCAUGCGGAGCAAGAUAUCAACACUUUCAAGUCAUCGGCUGGUUUACAGACGCUACUCCAAAACUUGAUGACGGCCGAUAAAUCCAAGAAGCGAAAGUCUAUUAUGGGCGCUGAAGUGCCUACGCCCACGGGACAACCCACGCCGCAGCAGGCAGCUCCAGAGAACGGAAGACGCGAUAGCGCUGCGGCUUCUUCUGGACCGCGGGAGUCGAAUGCAUCAACAGCGGCGUCCUCUGCACACAAGAAAUCACAGUCGCAAACACAGCAACAGCUACAGCAGCAGCAACAGGCUCAGCAGCAGCAGCAGCAACAGUCACAGCAGCAACAGCUGCAGGAGCGCAAGAAACUUACCGAACACGAGGAGAUCAUCUACGGUGUCACACAUCACGAUCGUCUGGGUUCCGGCCCUACAUUCCGGACAGAAAAGAUCAACAAGCUGUUCUCUCACAAAUCCAACCAGCAGCAGCUGCGUAUUACCAACACGCUUAACGAGCUAGAUGUUCCGGCCAAGCUGGCUAUGCCUACAGCGGCGACAACUCAUGCGUUCGAGCAACUCUUGGCAUCUGUGAAUAGCCUUCUUGAUGCUCGCAAGAUAACAGACAAGAUUGACGCAGAGAUUAAGCUGGAACUGGCCAAGAAGGCAGAACGGGAAAAGGCUUCGGGCAAUCAAGAAGCCGAAAAAUCCGAAGACGCUGACGGUGAUGAUGCCAAAGACGAGUUGGCAGACGAAGACGACGCGGACGAAGGGAAAGAGGGUCGUCAGGAUGGCGGUGUUGCUGCGCGCAAGCGAAGCGCUAGUGUGAUGAGUUCUGUGAGCGACAAGAGCGCAAAGAGGCAGAAGAAAUGA
Trichoderma virens Gv29-8 is the source of this 1755-nucleotide messenger RNA. RefSeq lists its product as uncharacterized. Lineage: Eukaryota; Fungi; Ascomycota; Sordariomycetes; Hypocreales; Hypocreaceae. Gene Ontology annotation, molecular function: transcription corepressor activity. Gene Ontology annotation, cellular component: NuA4 histone acetyltransferase complex; Swr1 complex. Gene Ontology annotation, biological process: DNA repair; chromatin remodeling; negative regulation of transcription by RNA polymerase II. The transcript has 2 exons. The record is from RefSeq and is a predicted model, not a curated record. Bases 1 to 1755 code for a protein of 584 amino acids.